Seriola dumerili (greater amberjack) is the source of this 2777-nucleotide messenger RNA. RefSeq names its product MICAL-like protein 1. NCBI's taxonomy places the organism in Eukaryota, Metazoa, Chordata, Actinopteri, Carangiformes, Carangidae. The record is from RefSeq and is a predicted model, not a curated record. The coding region runs from base 1 to 2550 and encodes 849 amino acids. Gene Ontology annotation, molecular function: protein binding. The transcript is spliced from 15 exons.
AUGGCAUCACCGAGGGCUCUGCGAGAGUGGUGCCGCGACACAUGCGCCGGUUACCCCGAGGUGGACAUAAAGAAUAUGUCGGCCUCAUUCAGAGAUGGACUUGCAUUUUGCGCCAUCAUCCAUAAACACCGGCCUGACUUGAUUGAUUUUAGCUCCCUCUCCAAAGAUAAUGUCUAUCACAAUAACAAACUGGCGUUUGAGGUUGCAGAAGCAAAGCUGGGCAUCCCUGCAUUGCUGGACCCAAAGGAAAUGGUUUCCACCAAGGUGCCCGACUGUCUGAGCGUCAUCACCUACCUUUCGCAUUACCACUGCUUCUUCAACAGGAAGUCUCAUGCAGGUCCUGCGAGUCUGAGGUCAUCACACGUCGCUGUCUUAAACAAUCUCACCAAGAUCUCAUCCCCCGAUGGUCUGAAAGUCCUGAAGAGCGUCACUCAUCUGGAAACCAGUGACCAUCAUUUAUCCAACACAAGGCCGCGGGCGGUGUGUAAUCUGUGUUUCAAACCCGUCCACCUCAUACAGAGACAUUUGGUCGAUGGAAAGAUCUACCAUCGCAGCUGUUUCAGGUGCAAAGUGUGUCACAGCACUCUCUUACCAGAGUCGUACACACAGGGAAGUGAUGCCGGCUCGUUGAUCUGCACUCACCAUUUAACAGACAGUCAAAGUUCUCGUGUUGACCUCGGGCAACAAACUGGAUCUACUGACAGUCGUCCACAAUGUAAAUUUCAGGCAGGUUAUUUAUCUCUCAGUGGAUUGGCCAUCAGCAGCGUCCCUCAUUACACUAAGAAAACAGAGUCACAGGACAGACAGGUUUGUCAAACAGCAGAGAUGGAGGGAAGAGAAAGGUGGGAGAGGAGCAGAGAAAACAACAAGUCAACUGUCGCACUGAAGAGCACGGCAAAGAAGCCAGCACCUCCUUCUCCUCCUCGGCCCAGCGUUAAAGACGGGACAGCCGCAGGAGCUGGGUCUGCACCCGUCCUGUCAGACGGCAAGAAGGAAGCAACGGAGACUCAGCCGCCGUCUGAGCUCUCCUCGCCGUGUGUGCGGUCGACAGAAGGAAGUGCUCAGCCCGUCCCAGCACCCAGGAGAAUGUUCGACUCCCCUGUGGUCCCUGUCCCUGCACCCAGGGCCAAAACUACCCACGCAGCUAACGGCUCACCUGCUGCAGGCAAAUCGACCAACCAAAGUAAAUCUGCCCUCGGUUCAUCUCACAUCACCAGCCCGACCGCUGGCAGCCCUAAAGUGAAAACCAACCACCCGUGGAUGGCCAUCGUCCAUCCCGGGCCCUGGACGCAGCUGCCUCCCGCCCCGGCCCCGGUGCCCACUCCUCGAUCCAAAUCUCUCUCCAACCUGCGGGGGUCCUGGUACAGACCAAAAGUAGCCCCUCCCAAUCCAUUUGCAGAGGACGUGGAUGAGGACACUCAGGCGGAGAAGUCUGCGCACCCCACUGAGUCCUCGGAGGACGGUGGCGGUCGCACGGAGGCUGCUGCCAUUAAAUCUGAGGACAAUAAUGUAAAACCGCUGGAUAAACCCAGUGAAGCAAACAGACCAGAUGUGACUGAGGCGGGUGGAGCUGCAGGACGUGACCCGGCAGAGCGAAGGAGUGCAGUGACUGACACAGUGGAGGCUUCCAUUGAACCGGCUGCAAACACAAGUCAAAUGGAUUCACAUGCUCUGGGUGAAAAUGGAAGCACAGGUGUCUCACAGCCAGAUGUGACUGAAGCGGCUGCAGGUCGCUUUUUACCCAAGAGUCUUUCUGUGCCGGUUAUCACAUGUGUCCACUCUCAAAGGUCCUCAGUGCCUGUUGGUGUAGCAGAGGCACAAGAGUCUGUCACAUCAUGCCAAAGUAAGCCGGCCUGCAAAGAGAAUCCCUUUGAUCGGAAACCUGCAAUAUCCAAAUCAAAGACUUUCCAGGACCUCCCAUCGAGACGGGCUCCUGCCCCGGGACAUGGCUUCCCACUCAUCAAGAGGAAGGUGCAGACGGACCAACAUGUUUCUACAGAAGACCUGCAGACAGAGAUGGGAGAACUGGAUAAACAUCUGGAGGCGCUGGAACAAAGAGGAGUGGAACUGGAAAGACAUCUGAGAGACUGCAAGAACGCUAAAGACGAGGAACGAAUGCUGAUGGAGUGGUUCUCUCUUAUCCACGAGAGACACGCUCUGGUGCGCAGAGAUACGGAGCUGGUUCACCUGACAAAGCAGAAGAAGUUAGAGGAGAGACAGGCAGAUGUGGAGUAUGAGCUGCGAUGUCUCCUUAAUAAACCUGAGAGCGACUGGAGUCAGGAGGAUCGAGGUCGAGAGCGGAAGCUGAUGGACGAGCUGGUCGCCAUCAUCGAACAGAGGAACCAGAUCGUCAGCAGCUUGGAUCAGGACAGGCAGAGGGAAAGAGAGGAGGAUGAGCUCUGGGAAGCCUCGCUGAAGAAUAAAGAGUUCCAGAAAGAGGAACUAAAAGAGCUCAAGAAGUCAAAAGGAAAGUUCAGGCCCACAAAGGUUUUUAAGCUGCUGAACCAUAAAGCAGAGAGCAGCAAAGACUCCUCAGACAAAAAGAGCUGACGCACCGUCACGACUGUAGAAAUGUUACUGACACGAAACUCUCGUAGACAACAAACUCAUUUGUACCUUUAGAUGAUAAAAGUGUUGAUAUUUCUUUUACCACAGAAGAAGAUCAUCAUAUGAAAGAUUAGUUAAUGAAGACAUGUCUGUGCAAAUGAUUCCGUGUUAUGUUCUCUUCCUUGUUCAUCUUUACUUGCCAUAUCUGCUAUAUGCAACCAGUAUUUAUG